Exophiala oligosperma is the source of this 1239-nucleotide messenger RNA. RefSeq lists its product as uncharacterized. Bases 217 to 1152 code for a protein of 311 amino acids. The transcript is spliced from 4 exons. Gene Ontology annotation, cellular component: peroxisome. The record is from RefSeq and is a predicted model, not a curated record. NCBI's taxonomy places the organism in Eukaryota, Fungi, Ascomycota, Eurotiomycetes, Chaetothyriales, Herpotrichiellaceae.
AUAAAAUCAGGGCAUCCGAAACCGGGGGUUUCGCAUCUUUUCUCACCUCUUGUGGUGUCUGUAUAUGCGUGCAAAGAAUUUCUAGUUGUUACUUUUUUUUAUAUACUCAAUAUCCCCAUACUGUGGUACUCUGUUUGUUCAUCUUUCUGCCGAUCGUUUUGAAACCCACACCUCUCUCUCUCUCUCUCCCCUCCCCACCUCACGACUACCACCAAUAUGUCUGGACCAGGUGUUGGUUACGAGUACCCUUCGACGGCUGUAUCAUGGUUGAAGCGUGAUGCGCUACUGUUCGCGGUCAGCAUCGGCUGUACGGUCGACGAACUACACUUUAUCUACGAACUUCAUCCCAACUUUGCCGUCUUCCCGACCUACUCGAUCAUUCUGCCAUUCAAAAAGACGACCCAAGAAGUGAUAGAUUUCUACGCCUCCCAAGAGUCCAACCCCAUCCCGGGAAUCCCGAAACUCGACUCCAGGCGGGUCGUCGAUGGCCAACGGUUGAUCCAAUUCCUCAAACCCUUGCCCACGAGCUCCGAAGGGCGAAACUUCGAACUCCGCUCCAAGGUUUUGGGGGUCUACGACAAGGGCAAGCCCGGCACCGUGGUCGAGACCGAGCAGACCAUCGUCGACAAGGACACGGGUGAAGUUUACACGAGGGCUGUCGGCUCGGGAUUCUUCGUCGGACAAGGAGGAUGGGGAGGUCCCAAGGGUCCCUCGACCGUCAAUUACCCUCCCCCCAAGGGACGUGAACAAAAGCCCGACAAGGUCCAUGAGACUCAACUUACACCCGAGAGUGCACAUUUAUAUCGGUUGAAUGGUGAUUACAAUCCUCUACAUGCCACUCCCGAACCGGGCAAGAAGAUGGGUUUCGGUGGCGCCAUCAUGCACGGCCUCUUCAGCUGGAACAACGCGGCCCACGCCCUCCUCAAGGAGAUGGGCGGCAGUGAUCCGGCCAACAUGAAGGAGUUCCAGGCCCGGUUCGCGGCCCCCGUCAAGCCCAGCCAGAAGCUCGUCACCAAGAUCUGGAGGACCGGGGAGAUCAAGGACGGGGUUUGGGAGGAGGUCCGCUUCGUCACAGAGGUCGACGGGAAAGUCGUCUUGAGCAACGGCCGGGCGUUGAUGAAGUGUGUAGACGGUGGCAAGAGUAAAUUGUGAAAACAAAGUCAGAAUUUUUUUGAGCCAUAGGCGAACACAAGCAAUGGAAUGGUAAAUUGAAUUCGAGGGCAAUUUCUUGGUUUCUUG